Penaeus vannamei (Pacific white shrimp) is the source of this 1389-nucleotide messenger RNA. The record is from RefSeq and is a predicted model, not a curated record. NCBI's taxonomy places the organism in Eukaryota, Metazoa, Arthropoda, Malacostraca, Decapoda, Penaeidae.
UUACACUGUCCGUUUCAGAGAAGAGCGGAAACAUGGAUCCUGUGUCACACACCUCUCGUCUUUACAUGCUGAUAUGCCAUGAAUCCCGAACACAGGGCCAUGAAUAACCGAGAAAAGAAGGGCGCAGCUUACGUCCGGAGUGUUGGCGCUCAGGCGACUUCGGUGCAAAGAGGAUCAGCCGCUAUGGCGACGAAAGGAAAUUUGUACAUCAGUGUGAUGGCAACACUGCUGUUCAUGUCAACUUGGCAACUGUGUGAAUGCUCCGCGUGCCGGUGUUCGAAUCGCCAAGUCGAAUUCCAGAAGGAGUAUCAAGACUUCAAGGUUGAUGAUGUGUUCGCAUUCAUGAGAAGUCAACUGCACUGCUGUUCUUUUGCCCUUCUUGGCUACGAAGACGGCAAUGCGACCAUAGAAUGGGAGUUCAACGGAGAGCCUUCCCCGUGGCCGAAGUCGGUCAGCACCUUCGAGAGGCAGUUCUGCGGCCACGAGACUAUCCAGACGCGCGAAGUUGCCCUUACGGAUGCUGGGAACUACACCUGCACCGUCACCUCUUCCAAUGGGACGGUUGUCAAGUCGACGAUACGAUUGAACGUUUUCCCCAUCACCGAGUUCCGAGAUUUGCCAAAGCCUUUAGUGUCUCCCGAAGACUCCUUCGCCUCGGCUGGAAUGGCUGCAAACUUCUCCUGCCGAGCUUACGUAGGGGAGCCCAUCAUCCCUCCUACAGGAACUUUCAGAAGGAUCUACGACAACAACACUGAGAUUAUGGCCACAGAUCUACCUAACGUCACAGUCACGCUAACGAGGCCAAAUCGAGGCAUCAUGGAAGUGGAAAUGGUCAUCCACGAAGUCCGCCAAGAACACUUUGGGAGAUAUUCAUGUGACGUCGGCAAUGUCUACGGUCUGCUGAGAAAGAACGUAUCCCUUAUAGAUGGAGUGUCUGAACCAAAAAGGAUGAUGCUAAUGUACCAAACGAUCUUCAUUGUGGUGUCUGUGGUGGUAGUGACGUCAAUGUUGUCCUCCUGGCUGGCAUGGAGACUCAGGAUUGUGUUGGCAGUGUGGUGGCAGAAGAAGACCGUCGCGACUGCAGCCCAAGACAAGUACACCUACGACGUCUUCGUGAUCCACGGAGAAACGGCCUCCAGCUGGGUGUGGGGCGUCCUGGUUCCGGUGCUGGAGACGACCCACGGCUACGCUUGCUUUCUGCCGGACCGGGACCUGCACGGGGGAGAGAUGGUCGCAGACACCAUCUCAGCUGUUAUGGCCACCUGUCGCCGUGUGCUUGUGGUGACGACGCCUUGCUUGCCCGAGAGUCGUUGGGGAACUUGGUCUCUGCAUUCCGGCAUCCACUCCACCCUGACGUCACCAACCCGCAUUCUCGCCCUCAAGCUACAG